AGGGCUCCAUCCUGCCACAGAAUAUGCACUGGCAAAAAUCUUCUGCUCCAGACCAGCAGCCACAGCCUCGGCCCUACCAAGGCGUCCGUGUUAAGGAGCCAGUGAAGGAGCUGCUGAAAAGGAAGAGGGGGAAUGUCCACAAUGCCACUGCAACAGCAGCUGCAACGGUUGUUUUGCCCCAUCAGCCACUUCCUUCCUAUUCCCCAAUGGGCCAGCCCUGCAUUGACAUGGACGUGUCUGCCCCUGCUCUGCCAGUCACAGAUGAAGGAGCACUGGCUUCUGGCUGGAUCCCCCAGCCCUCUCCCACAUCCCUGCAGCCCCUGACCCAGUGGACCACCUACCCCGAGUAUGUGUCCCACGAGGCAGCCAGCUGUCCCUACACAGCAGACAUGUAUGUGCAGCCCAUGUGUCCCAGCUACACCCUGGUGGGACCUUCAUCUGUCCUGACUUACACGUCCCAGCCACUCAUCACCAACUUUGCACCCCGGAGCAGCACCCCGGCCGUGGUGCCCCCGCUCGAGGUGACGGAGCAGCAGCCGCCCCUCACGUACUUCCCGUGGGCACAGCCCCUCUCUGCCCUGCCAGCCUCCACUCUGCAGUACCAGCCAGCCUCUUCCACGCUCUCGGGGCCUCAGUUUGUGCCCGUGCCCAUCUCCAUCCCCGAGCCAGCCCCCCAGGAGCUGGAGGAUGCCCGGCGGGUCAUCGGCGCGCUGCCCAUCGAGAAGCUGCUGCUGGAAGACGAGGACAAUGAUACGUAUGUCCUAAACCAUGCUCUGUCUGUCGAAGGGCUUUGAGCUGCUGCACACCUGGGGCCUGCCCCUCACCUACUCAAUGCUCCACCUGGCACCACAGAGAGUUUUGAGU
Messenger RNA from Chiroxiphia lanceolata (lance-tailed manakin), 864 nucleotides. It is a transcript of the gene POU2AF1, whose product is annotated as POU class 2 homeobox associating factor 1. Gene Ontology annotation, biological process: positive regulation of transcription by RNA polymerase II. The transcript is spliced from 5 exons. Gene Ontology annotation, molecular function: transcription coactivator activity; DNA binding; POU domain binding. Bases 24 to 794 code for a protein of 256 amino acids. The record is from RefSeq and is a predicted model, not a curated record. NCBI's taxonomy places the organism in Eukaryota, Metazoa, Chordata, Aves, Passeriformes, Pipridae. Gene Ontology annotation, cellular component: RNA polymerase II transcription regulator complex.